Colletotrichum karsti is the source of this 1092-nucleotide messenger RNA. RefSeq lists its product as uncharacterized. The record is from RefSeq and is a predicted model, not a curated record. The transcript has 3 exons. Bases 1 to 1092 code for a protein of 363 amino acids. Gene Ontology annotation, molecular function: actin binding. Lineage: Eukaryota; Fungi; Ascomycota; Sordariomycetes; Glomerellales; Glomerellaceae.
AUGCCUCCUCCGCCUCCCCCGCCUCCUCCGAUGCCCGGUAUGGGCGGCCCUCCCCCUCCUCCUCCACCACCAGGAGGACCUCCAGGGGGCGGUAGUCUACCGUCGAGACCAUCAGGUGGAGGAGCAAACAGAGGUGCCCUGCUAUCCGAUAUCACCAAAGGCAAAGCGCUCAAGAAAGCCGUUACGAACGAUAGAUCAGCGCCUGUCGUUGGAAAGGUAUCAGGCGGUGGAGGAGGACCGCCGAUUGGAGGUGCACCGCCAGUACCAGGUAUGGGCGGUGCUCCCAAACCCCCAGGAGGCCUCGCACCUCCAGUGCCAGGAAACAGAGCUAGGAGCAACAGUGACCAGAGCGGACGGGAUAAUGCGCCGGCACCGGCUGUUGCGGAUUCCGCACCACAGCUGGCUGGGCUGUUUGCCGGAGGAAUGCCCAAGCUGCGCAAGACUCGUGGUGCGGUCGACACGGGCGCCGCUGCCGACUCGUCGUAUCUGUCGGAUCCCGAGAAUAACAUGCGGUCAUCUUCUGCGCCCAAGACCUCCUCUUCCGCCUCCAGGCGCUCCAGCACUACCGCCCUCUAUCGCCCAUUUGCGCAAGACGCCGAGCGAUGUACCCAGGCCAAGCUCGUCAGCAUCCAUGAAGGGGCCUCCGCCUCCUAUUGGGAAGAAGCCACCACCUCUACCAGCAUCCCGGAAGCCCUCUACGGCGCCAUCGAACAACCCUCCUCCGCUGCCUGGUGCGCCUGCUCCUGGAGCUCCUCCUCCACCUCCUCCAUCUGCUGCCCCGGCACCUCCACCGUCAGCACCUCCUUCAGCGCCACCACCGCCCCCUGCUGCUGCCGCACCUCGAGCACCAGCUCCCUCACCCCCUUCCCGUUCUCCAGCGCCUCCCCCUCCUCCACCCGCUUCAAACGGACCGUCGCCUCUUGCAAUGCAAGCUGCCCUACGAGCAGCUGGACAGGCAUCACCCAGUGCUGCUCCCCCGCCACCCCCGUCUGCGGCGCCUUCGCCUCCCGCGGCCGCACCCUCGCCGCCGGCCGCUCCCCCUUCACGGGCCCGGUCCGGGUCUGGACUUCGCUCAUCUAUGCUGGACCCUAG